Molecule: messenger RNA, 2459 nt
Organism: Erpetoichthys calabaricus (reedfish)
Lineage: Eukaryota; Metazoa; Chordata; Cladistia; Polypteriformes; Polypteridae
Gene: acsbg1
Product: acyl-CoA synthetase bubblegum family member 1
Exons: 14
Coding region: 159-2303 (714 amino acids)
Cellular component (GO): membrane; endoplasmic reticulum
Molecular function (GO): long-chain fatty acid-CoA ligase activity
Source: RefSeq, a predicted model, not a curated record
UGCACUGGAGGGGCUUGUGUCUUGGGGAUUCCUGUUGGAUUUUAGAUGUGAAGGCUCCUAUCUUCCUGUGCUGUGUUUAGCGCAAGUCAAAUUGAAGCUACCCUGAACAAUUUUGGAGACCAUUCUUUAGUGCAUGCUUUGUAAAGAUAAUACAUUUGAUGCCUACUAUGUCGACUGGCAAAGGGACUAUCAGUACAGCUGGAGACCAAGAGAUAUGUACAAGUUGCCAGGACCGUUGUUGGAACGCACUGAACCCAGACUUGAGGGAUGAGAAGCCAUCCACCUGUGAAAAUGAAAAGAUCCAGCAAUCUGCAAAGGACAGGCCAGAGAUGGACUUUAAUUUUGACGCAGUUCCGUUGGCCCCAGCUCAUUCCCUUUGGACAAGUUUAGCUGAAGGUGCAGUGCAACUCCGAAUUGAUGAAACAUGUCCACAGACUCCUCUGACUGUCCCUCAGAUGUUUGAGGCCACCAUAGAACGUUACGGUCACCUCCCGGCACUGGCCACUAAAAGGAAUGGGGAGUGGGAGAAGAUAACCUUCUGGCAGUACUACCAGCUGUGCCGACAAGCCGCUAAGAGUUUUCUGAAGCUCGGAUUGCAGAGGUUCCACAGCGUCGGGAUUCUGGGAUUUAAUUCACUUGAGUGGUUUGUGUCAGCCAUUGGAGCCAUCUUUGCUGGGGGUAUUAGCACCGGUAUCUAUCCAACCAAUUCGCCUGAAGCCUGCCAUUUUGUAGCAGAAGACAGCAGGGCCAAUGUCAUUGUAGUUGAAAGCCAGAAACAACUGGAAAAAAUUCUGCAGGUCUGGGACAGACUGACACACUUGAAGGCCGUUGUACAAUACAACGAACCUCUGCAGGAAAAGCGACCAGGCCUGUACUCAUGGGAUGAGUUCAUGGAACUAGGAGCAGGGAAUCUGGAGAAUGAGUUGGACAAUAUAAUUAGCAGCCAGCGGCCAAACCAGUGCUGUGUCCUUAUCUACACGUCGGGAACGACAGGGAAGCCUAAGGGAGUGAUGCUCAGCCAUGACAAUAUCACUUGGACCGCUCAACAUGCCAGCAGAGCCGGUGACAUGCAGCCCGCUGAGCUGCGCCAGGAAGUCAUAGUUAGCUACUUACCACUCAGCCACAUAGCGGCACAGAUCUACGAUCUAUGGACUGGCAUUCAGUGGGGAGAACUUGUCUACUUUGCCCAACCUGAUGCUUUGAAGGGAAGCCUGGUAGGCACAAUGAAGGAGGCGAGUCCGACUUCACACAUGGGUGUCCCACGUGUAUGGGAGAAACUUAUGGAGAAAAUAAAGGAAGCAUCGGGACAGGCUGGGUUUCUUAAGAGGAAGAUAUUCAACUGGGCGACAUCUACCAGUCUGGAGAGCAACCUGAGCAGGAGUGGCAAGACAGAAGCAAAGCCCCUCCUGCACGCUAUUGCAGAUAAGCUGAUUCUUGAAAAGGUGCGCAACAGCCUAGGCUUCUCUCGCUGCCACAAGUACUUCUCAGGAGCGGCUCCCAUGACUUCGGACACCCUCGAAUUCUUCCUAGGAUUGAACAUCACGCUGUAUGAGGCUUAUGGCAUGAGCGAAAGCACUGGGCCUCACUUCAUGUCGGGCCCGAAGGUCUACAAGUUACACAGUUGUGGAAGAGUUGUUCCAGGCUGCAAAUUCAAAAUUGCAAACAAGGAUGAAGAUGGGAAUGGUGAAGUGUGUCUCUGGGGCAGAAAUGUCUUCAUGGGGUAUUUAAACCUGGAAGAGAAGACACUAGAGGCCCUCGAUGAAGAUGGGUGGCUGCACUCAGGAGAUUUAGGGAGAGCUGAUGAAGAUGGCUUCCUCUCCAUCACUGGCCGAAUUAAAGAACUGAUCAUCACUGCAGGUGGUGAGAACGUUGCCCCAGUGCCAAUUGAAGAUGCUGUGAAAAAGGAGCUUCCUCUACUUAGCAAUGUCAUGCUGAUUGGGGACAAGAAAAAAUUCCUAUCAAUGCUUCUGACAUUAAAGUGUGUUUAUGACAUGGACACUAUGGAGCCCACUGAUGACCUAAACCUUGAAGCACUGGAGUUCUGUCAUCAGGUUGGCAGCCAAGCCACCAAAGUCUCUGAAAUAAUUAGAGACAAGGACCCAAAGGUACAAGAAGCAAUCCAGGCUGGCAUAGAUCGAGUAAAUCUGAAGGCCACCUCCAAUGCACAGCGUAUCCAAAAAUGGAUCAUCUUGGAGAGAGACUUCUCCAUUGCUGGAGGUGAAUUAGGACCCACUAUGAAACUCAAGAGGCCAGCAGUGCUUCACCUCUACAAAAACGUAAUCAACAGUUUCUACCCCAGGUAGUGCAUAUGCAGGGGAAAAAAACCUGAACCAAUGUCCACCCCAAGCUCACUUGCACAUUUUACAAUGUCCACUUAAUGAUUCUCAUGUGAUGUGUUGCACUAAAACAGUUUAGAAUGAAUACUGGCUGUAGCUAAUGAAAUAAACCAAAGUUAGAGA